Molecule: messenger RNA, 330 nt
Organism: Penicillium soppii
Lineage: Eukaryota; Fungi; Ascomycota; Eurotiomycetes; Eurotiales; Aspergillaceae
Product: thioredoxin family protein
Exons: 2
Coding region: 1-330 (109 amino acids)
Molecular function (GO): protein-disulfide reductase activity
Source: RefSeq, a predicted model, not a curated record
AUGCCUGUCAUUGAAAUCACCAGCAGAGCUGAGUUCUAUGAGAAGAUCCUUGAAUCAAAGGAUGCUGCGAUCCUCGACUGCUAUGCCCAAUGGUGUCCUCCUUGUAAGGCCAUUGCGCCCAAGCUCGAAGAGUGGAGCGAGCACUACACCGAUGUCAAGUUCUACAAGGUUGACGUCGAAGCGGUCCCGGACGUCGCACAGGAGCUUAAUGUGACAGCUAUGCCUACUUUCAUGCUUUUCAAGGGCGGUGAGAAAGUCACUGAAGUUGUUGGCGCUCAGGCGGGCGUCAUUGAAAAUGGCAUCAAGACCCUGCUUCUUGGAAAGGAGUGA